This is a messenger RNA of Ostreobium quekettii, 1119 nucleotides long. NCBI's taxonomy places the organism in Eukaryota, Viridiplantae, Chlorophyta, Ulvophyceae, Bryopsidales, Ostreobiaceae. The record is from the annotation of a GenBank genome assembly.
AUGUUUGGUCCCUUGCGCGCCGGGCGCCUGGCCGCGGGCAGGGGGACCGUCGGCCUGCAGCUCCUAUCCAGGCUCUUCAGCUCGCUGCCCAUCAUUGACGUGGGGCCGCUGGUCGCUGAAAACUCGGAUCUGGCUGAAAGGCAGGCAGUUGGGGCACAGCUGCACAUUGCCUGCCGCGAUGUGGGUUUCUUCUACAUCAAGAACCAUGGGAUUCCCGAGUCCACGUAUGGCAAAGUGCUGACUGAGGCCCAGAGAUGGUUUAAUUUGCCGGAGAAUAUAAAGGAGCAAAUUAAGAUAACACCCCAAAGUCACUACAGGGGCUACCAGAGACUUGGCGCAAAUGUGACUCGCUAUGAGGGUGGCUUUCAACGGGACUGGCACGAGGGCAUUGACCUGUACAAGGAGGAAGAUAUUGGAGAUGUUGAAGCUCAGGGUCGGCCGGCCAGCCCGAUCCAUGGACGGAACCAGUGGCCUCACCAGCUGCCGUCGUUUGAGGCCAUCCUCAGGACAUACAUCGAGAGCAUGCUGACACUCUCGGCAAAGAUUGCAAGAGGAAUCGCUCUGGGUUUGGACCUCAAGGAAGAUUAUUUUGAUGGUCAGCUUGCAGGCGACUCUUAUUGGGUGACUCGGGUCAUUCAUUACCCACCCCUGUCCGAGGGAACCCAACACAGAGGGGAGGACGGUGGCAUCACAGCGGAAGCCAGCGAUGCCGCGCAAGGUGCUGUGGUGGAUAGAUCGGUCCAAUUGAGUUGUGGCGAGCACACAGACUAUGGCAUGCUCACCAUGGUCAACCAGACUCCUGAUAUGACGGCCCUACAGGUGCGGAAUGCCCAGGGCGAAUGGGUUCCAGCCGCGCCCAUUCCGGGAACCUUCGUCUGCAAUAUUGGCGACAUGUACAAGGUUUGGACCAACGGCUUGUACCAGCCCACGGUGCAUCGGGUCAUCAACAGCCAUCCCUCGGCCUCGCGGAUCUCCAUACCCUUCUUCUUCGAGCCCAACUUCGAGGCCACCGUCCGGCCCCUACCGCAAUUCUGCCCGCCCGGCGAGCAGCCCAAACACGCACCUGUGCGGUAUGGCACGCACCUGGAGAGCAAAGUACUGAACAACUUUGAGCUUUGA